UAUCAAUAUCAGUAUAAUACUUAAAUUUGACAAUGAAAAUUUUUUUUAAUAAACAAUAAAUUAAUAAAAAAAUAUGUUUUCCAAGAAAACUAACACAGGAUGCUAAUAUAAUUGAUAGUCAAAUGGUAAACAGCUCAUUUGAUAAUAAGUCCGCAUAAAACAUCAGAUAAUGAGAAAUUUUCAUCCAAUGAAGUGAUUUACUUAUUUUAAUUAAUUAUAAUGAAUAUGAGACAAAUUUUAAAUUAUUAUUAAUAUGAAUUUGAAAUAAUAUUUUGAUUUAACGAUCCCAGAAAUAAUGUAAAUAAAUGAUAUUUAAUUGAGUAAGUGGUAUUGUCUGUGCUGGUGUACUAUUAACUGAUAAAUAACUCAUCCUCUUUAUAAACUCUGAUUGUGUUAGUCUUCAACACUCUAGUGUACGGUAGACAUUGCCAUGAGAUUAUCAAGACAGUAUUCAACUUAAAACUCGGGACUUUAGUCAACUUCUCAAUUGUUGUUACAAAAAUAUAUAUACCUAAACCUGCAUCUAUAUAUUUUCAAUUAUAUUACUACUCAUUAUUUAAUUAAAUAAUUUUAAUAACUUGUGUAACAACUGUCGUCAGAUAUAAUUCCGUAAUUGAGUUAAUUUAAAUUUGUGUUGAAUAAGUUUAAUUUAUUGUAUACAGAUAUAUUUGUUGUUAUUCAAAGUAAAUAAUAUAUUAUUUUGUGUGGGAAGUGAAAGAAUAUUUUUUAUUGUCGACAACAAAAGGCUGUAAAGUAUAGAGUAAUAUAAAUAAAAGAAGAAGAAGAAAUAAAAGUGAUGGUAUUGUAAGAAAAUGGUUUCGUGACAGUAUGCAACGUGGAAUUUGAAAAUAAACCAGAGUUCAAUUUCUAGUUUGUAGUAAAUAAAAAUCGUGCAAUGCUUUGAAAAGUAACAACCACUUGAACUCGCUAACUCAACUUGGAUUUUCUCACAUCGAUUUUUCCUCCUAACAACAAUAAAUAUGUCGAGUGAAUUUAAUGUCUAUUGGCUUUAAAAAUCCGCCUCGACUAUUUUUUUCGACUAAAAAUUUUUUUCCUGCCUUAAAAAUGGAGUUAGCAACAAAUACUUGACAGCAAAUGUCAAUUUAAAUGUAAACAUCCAUAUAGAAAAAGGAGCUUAGUGAAAAUUAAAAUGGAAGGAUCUGAGGAAAGUGACUUUGAAUAUUUCUGGCAAGCACUCAACCGAGAAAAUUUAACCGAAGAAGAGUACUUAAGUAGGAUACUAGGGCCUAAGUACCUUUCAUUAAAGCUCGUAAUACCUCUUACACUGGCUUAUGUCAGUAUAUUUGUUACUGGGGUGCUUGGUAAUGUCGCGACUUGUAUAGUAAUCAUCAAGAACUCGUCAAUGCACACAUCCACCAAUUACUAUCUUUUUGGCCUCGCAAUAUCUGACCUAAUUUUACUCACCCUCGGUUUGCCUAAUGAGCUUAGUUGUAUUUGGCAACAAUAUCCGUGGGUGCUUGGAGUAACUUUAUGUAAACUGAGGGCCUACGUUUCAGAAAUGUCCUCGUAUGUAUCGGUAUUAACGAUAGUGGCAUUUUCAAUGGAACGUUAUUUAGCGAUAUGCCAUCCCCUUCAAACCUACACAAUGGACAAACCACAAAGACCAAUUAUAAUAAUGUUCAUCGCGUGGUCUAUUGCUUUAGUUUCGGCGGUUCCUUUUGCCAUCUAUACAAACGUUAACUACGUCGAGUAUCCACCAGGUUCUGGAGAGGCGUCCGAAGAUUCCGCAAUCUGUGCGAUGUUAUUACCAGACAUGCCCGACUUCCCUCUUUAUGAAUUGAGUUGCGUUAUUUUUUUUUUAAUACCGAUGAUUAUUAUUCUCGUUGUUUACACGAGAAUGGGCUUGAAAAUACGCAACAGUGCGUGCAGUACUCAAAAUUCUAUGGUACAAUCAGCCCAUUUAGAAUCGCGACAAAUCCAGUCGCGUAAAAGUAUCGUCAGAAUGUUGACCGCAGUUGUGGUUAUGUUUUUUUUCUGCUGGGCGCCAUUUCACGCCCAACGUCUGCUUUACGUUUAUGCCCAAGAAGCAGACUACUAUCCAGAUUUAAAUGAGUGGCUUUAUAUACUUAGUGGAAUUCUUUAUUACUUCAGUACUACGGUCAAUCCAAUUUUAUACAAUCUAAUGAGUUUGAGAUAUCGAAGCGCAUUCAAAAAAACUAUAUGCUUUAAAAAAAAGUCACGAAGAAGCCAAAGCUUUAAUAAUCAUAAUAAUAGUAAUAACAAUAACAAUAAUAGAAGUAGUCACAGAGACAGAAAUUUAUGUCGCUGUGGAUCCGAUCGAAUUCCGCAUAGAACCAAUUUCAAAUGCACAUUCAGAAAUACAAUAGACCACGCAAAGGAAAUGUUCAAAUCCAAUUCAACGCGACACGAAUACAACAGAGGAGCAAAGUUGCCUAUUGAUUACAACAGUGUCAUGAAAAUAAGUGAUGGAAAUAGCGCCAGAGGGUUAUUAAUUAACAAACAUCUCCCAGUAGAUCAACAAAUGAGUAAUGAGAGUACCAGUAGUUUUGGUAACAGAGUUAAUGAGACUAUUUCUACGGCAAGCAGCGCCGUUUAAUUUAUUUAUUUACUCUUUAUUGUUUAUUUAUAUGUUGUAAAUAUUUGUUAUUAAUAUAUAUAUAUAUUUUUUCCAAUUAUUAUUUUUAUUAAACAUUUGAAUGGAUAAAUUUAUUUUUCUGUAAUUUUUCUGCUCAAAAUUCAGUCGAGUGUAAACGUAAUAAAUUCCUGGUUUCAUUCGAAUAUUAUUAAUACAAUUAAUUUUUGUAAAUAGGUUUUGAUUUUUUAAAUUUAAUAAAAUAAUGAAAAAGAUAUUACACGCGGUUAAUAGAUACAUCUAUAUAUAUUUAUAUACUAUUGACAUGAAAACAUACAGUACUAUAAUAUUUUAUAUGAUUCGUGUGCGUAUGUGAAAAUAAAAUUGAAUUGAAUGGAGUAUUGAAUAGCUGGGCCAUACCUCCUUUAAUUUAAAAUUAUUUGUAUGUUUAAACCAUAAAAUAUAGCGCGUUCUUUUGGUAGAUAGAAAAUUUAAAAAAUUUAUUGACAAUAACAUGAAUCAUAAUUAAUGGAUUUGUUGUUUAUAGCGCCGCAGGCUACAUCAAAUCGACUAAAAAGUUUUUCAACGGUAUUUACAUUUAUAUUGAAUGUAAUAUUUGCUGAUAUUAUUCAUGUACUAAAGUUAUUAAA
Microplitis demolitor is the source of this 3204-nucleotide messenger RNA. Its product is annotated as neuropeptides capa receptor. The coding region runs from base 1151 to 2578 and encodes 475 amino acids. Gene Ontology annotation, cellular component: plasma membrane. The record is from RefSeq and is a predicted model, not a curated record. NCBI's taxonomy places the organism in Eukaryota, Metazoa, Arthropoda, Insecta, Hymenoptera, Braconidae. Gene Ontology annotation, biological process: neuropeptide signaling pathway. The transcript is spliced from 6 exons. Gene Ontology annotation, molecular function: neuromedin U receptor activity.